Haliotis rubra (blacklip abalone) is the source of this 1548-nucleotide messenger RNA. RefSeq lists its product as uncharacterized. Lineage: Eukaryota; Metazoa; Mollusca; Gastropoda; Lepetellida; Haliotidae. The record is from RefSeq and is a predicted model, not a curated record. The coding region runs from base 1 to 1548 and encodes 515 amino acids. The transcript has 4 exons.
AUGUUUGGGGUGAUCUGUGUUAUGUGUGUGCCGGCUUACGUCUACUUCCACGUCAAAGAACAAUCUUCGUCUCAGUCAGACCAAUAUGAGACACUCAAUGCAACACAAGACAACCCUGAGUCUCAGAAACGCAGGAAGAAGGACUACCUGUUUAUCGUGUUCAUGUUCCUUGUGCUUUUGUCAGGUCAGGGCUUCCCAUCAGGAUACAGCGGUCUUCUGGCAACGUUUGGCAUUGAGAGUCGCCUCCAGAUUAGUCUGUCCACCAUGACUCUUAUGACAUCACACUUGUGUACACAUUUUCAGCUAAAGCCCCGUAGAGGUUUCCUCCUAAAUAUACACGUUACAUCUUCUUUUCAGGGAGUUAUUAUUGGAAUUAUAGGACCAAUCUUACCCGACCUGAGAUGCCUCUUCAACGCUGGUCUAGACGAGCUGAGCCUUCUCCUCUUAGUAUUUGGGGUCGGUGGAAUCUUCAGUCAGCUAAUAAUAUCAUUUGUGAUGGAGAAUGUUCCUAUAUAUAUCGUGCUUGGCGUUCUGAUUGUACUGAAAGCCAUCUACUUUUUCUCAUUUCCAUAUGCCGGAAACAUCAUUAUGGGCACAAUACUACAGACGUUAGCGGGAGUACUUAGCGGAGCCUGCUUUAAUCCCAUCUUGUACAAGUGUGGACUGUUAUGGCCCGGUAACCCACGCCUUGUGCACCUUCAUUUUGGAGUCUCGUCGUUUGGAAGCGUCUUAGCACCGUUGGUUAUCGGACCUUUCCUCAGCGAUGGUGCCGUAACGGAGAUGUACAAAACACGGUAUAACAUCACAACUGACAGGGGUCCUUUCCAGCACAACAACACACCUGUUUUCAACGCAGAACAUAUACAAAACAGGCGGAACUUGACAUCCGUGAUGAAUGUUUCAUCUCUUCAGAUUGACAGCAUUGAUUGUAGUGGUCCUGACGGUAUUACUCUUCUCCAAUACCCUUUUAUCAUGUUUGGAGUGAUCUGUGUUAUGUGUGUGCCGGCUUACGUCUACUUCCACGUCAAAGAACAAUCUUCGUCUCAGUCAGACCAAUAUGAGACACUCAAUGCAACACAAGACAACCCUGAGUCUCAGAAACGCAGGAAGAAGGACUACCUGUUUAUCGUGUUCAUGUUCCUUGUGCUUUUGUCAGGUCAGGGCUUCCCAUCAGGAUACAGCGGUCUUCUGGCAACGUUUGGCAUUGAGAGUCGCCUCCAGAUAAGUCUGUCCACCAUGACUCUUAUGACAUCAGUAUUCUGGUUUUCGUUUCUGAUUGGUCGAUUAGUACCGUGCAUUCUUCCAGCAAGUGUGAAACAGAUUUACAUCUUGAGUGCAAGCUUUACGGGACUGCUAAUUGGUAUAAUUGUGUUUUGUUUUUCCUUUGAUAAUACUGCAGCACUCUGGGUGGCGUCUGUGAUUCUUGGACUGUUUUCAGCGCCUGUUCUACCUGCUGGAUUAGCAUGUUCAAAGCAAAUCCUGAACGUUUCGCCAAGAAUAGGAAAAUUGAAAUCAUUCCUCCUGUCGUACAGUCUUUUGCCACUCUGA